This is a messenger RNA of Aquila chrysaetos chrysaetos, 856 nucleotides long. RefSeq names its product translation initiation factor IF-2-like. The record is from RefSeq and is a predicted model, not a curated record. Lineage: Eukaryota; Metazoa; Chordata; Aves; Accipitriformes; Accipitridae. Bases 43 to 831 code for a protein of 262 amino acids. The transcript is spliced from 2 exons.
GCUCUCCUGGGGCCGUCGCCGCCCUCGGCUCCACCACUCAAAAUGGCGGCCGCGCUCGGGAACGAGGCUCCGCCGAGAAGCGCCGCGCCGCCCCCUCCCCCACGCCCUCCUCAAGGAGCGCCGCUGCCCGCGGCUCCCCGCAGGCGCGCACCGGCCCCGACACCGCGCCGACGGGCGGAAAGGCCCGCCCGCCUCAGGGCCUCUCCGAGCCUCCGCUGCUACCGCCAGCCUGCCCGCAGGCGCCCCGGGCGGGCCCAGCUGGGGCUCGCUCAGCCCGCUCUCUCCCCCGUCCCCCCUCCACUCCACUCACCGGGAGACCCUCGGACACCCCUCGACGUGCCCCGGCAGGAGCUUCUGCCGGGAAGGAAGCUCCUCCUCACUUCUAACCGGCCGGCGGGCUCGAAACCUACGCAACGAAGAUGGGCAGGAUGGCGUCCCGGCUGCGCAAGUAUCGCGAUAGCCACGCCGCGCUCCUCAGCCCCGGCUGGGCGGUACCGGCACAUGCGCGCCUCCGGGGAGAAGAAGGGACGGCGCAUGUGCGGCGCGACGGACGGACGGGAGUUCCCGCCUAUUCUUUUCACAACUCUGGCUGUGACGGGGAGGGGUGUCGGGGCGCAUGCGCCUGGGGUCUGCGGUCACGCGGUGCCCGCGUUCGCUUGGCGCCAAGCGGGCUCGGAGCUGGGCGGGCUGCGCCAAGCGCUUCGGCGCAUGCGCGGGGAUCCCUCCCUCAUAGCGGCGUCUCUUCACAGAGGCGGCGGCCGGUCGUGCCCUCGAGUGUGUGUCGCUCAGGGUGUCCGGCUCCCUGGGCGAUUGAAAACGAUCGGCUGCUGAGCGCCGGGGGUGUGGAAGGAGGCUU